Ambispora gerdemannii is the source of this 1077-nucleotide messenger RNA. NCBI's taxonomy places the organism in Eukaryota, Fungi, Glomeromycota, Glomeromycetes, Archaeosporales, Ambisporaceae. The record is from the annotation of a GenBank genome assembly.
AUGCUUUCAAUCCGAAAACACACGAAUUCGCAGUUUGGACAGUCGCCAAUUGUACUAAAGAAACCAAAUUUGGAAGAAAAUAGUUUUCAAGGAAAUAAAGAAAACAAGAAACCAGAAUGGGAGACAAUUCCUGACAUGUCCUCAAAUCCUGAACCACCAAAGACAGUUCCGGUUCUUUCACCUACAUUUCACGAGGAACACCAAUACCUAAAUUUAAUUAGGCAUAUAUUAGAACAUGGUCAAAGACGUUCUGAUAGAACGGGCACAGGAACACUUGCAGUUUUCGCUCCAAACCAGCUACGUUUCUCGUUACGCGAUAACGUGUUCCCACUUUUGACUACGAAACGCGUAUUUACUCGUGGUGUUAUCGAAGAAUUAUUAUGGUUUAUAAGAGGGGAUACUAAUUCGUUGCAUCUCAAAGAAAAAAAUGUUCAUAUUUGGGACGGAAAUGGGUCUCGUGAGUAUUUGGAUAAAGUCGGAUUAGGGCAUAGGAAGGAAGGUGAUUUGGGGCCUGUGUAUGGAUUUCAGUGGAGACAUUUCGGAGCGGAAUAUGUGGAUUGCGAUACGGAUUAUACAGGAAGAGGAGUUGAUCAAUUACAAGAAGUUAUAAGAAUGAUUAAGAGUGAUCCUACUAACAGACGUAUUAUAUUGAGCGCAUGGAAUCCGGCAGAUUUAAGUAAAAUGGCACUACCUCCAUGCCACAUGUUUUGUCAAUUUCAUGUGUCUAAUCCGACACCCGAAUCACCCAAAUCAACUCUUUCAUGUCUAUUAUAUCAACGCUCUUGUGACAUGGGUCUUGGGGUACCGUUCAAUAUCGCGAGUUAUGUAUUACUCACUCGUAUGAUUGCACACGUUACCGAUCUCUUACCGGGUGAAUUUAUUCACACUAUGGGCGAUGCACAUGUAUACAUCGAUCAUGUAGAAGCGCUCAAAUCUCAAUUAGAACGCGAACCGAGAGCUUUUCCAAAACUAUAUAUAAAAAGAGAUGUGAAGGGUAUUGAUGAUUUCCGGUACGAGGAUUUUGAAGUUGUUGGAUAUAAACCGCAUAAAAAGAUUGAGAUGAAAAUGUCUGUUUAA